Molecule: messenger RNA, 6789 nt
Organism: Carassius gibelio (silver crucian carp)
Lineage: Eukaryota; Metazoa; Chordata; Actinopteri; Cypriniformes; Cyprinidae
Product: sulfotransferase 2B1-like
Exons: 8
Coding region: 332-1195 (287 amino acids)
Biological process (GO): sulfation
Cellular component (GO): cytoplasm
Molecular function (GO): sulfotransferase activity
Source: RefSeq, a predicted model, not a curated record
ACCACACAUUUGUUUGUCAAUUAUGGUGAAUGUUUCUAUGUUUUGUAUGUAGGCCUGUUUGUUUGUGUUUGUACCUGUGCUGAGAGGUGCCCUUCUUAGAUUUUUGGAAUUUGGUGUGUGUGGAGUUUAGUUUGUACAAGUCCACCGAGAUGGGAGUUUUACUUACUCAAACAUGUUCUGUGGGCAGAAAGGAAAGUGGUUGGUUUACAGAUUCAACCAAUGAAAUUGAAGCAGAGGAGUUGAAAAGUGUGGAAGAAAUACUUCAGACAGAUACAUUACUGACGUUUCGUGGGAGGCAUUUAUUGCAAAACAUUGAUUCACACAUUCAAACAUGGCUCGACUAGAUGUCACCGAAACUUUUCACAGCUUUAUGUUUCCUGGGCACAUGCAUACUCAAGACUCACUGAAUUAUGCGACCAACUUCAAGUUUCAAGAUACAGAUACUGUAAUUGUCACCUACCCAAAAUCAGGAACCACAUGGAUGCAGGAAAUCAUCACUCUAGUUUUGAAUAAAGGGAACCCAACUGUAGCCCAAACUACACCCAACUGGGCCCGUGCACCAUGGCUUGAGCAGUGCUAUGCCACUGAUAUUCUAAAAGCCUCUACCGGGCCUCGUAUUAUUACUACACAUCUGCCUUACCACCUGCUAGCACCGGCCCUGCAACAUUCCAAAGCAAAGGUUAUAUAUGUAGCCAGAAAUCCCAAAGAUGUGUCUGUUUCAUACUAUCACUUCCACAAGAUGGCCAAUUUUCUACCUGACCCAGGAACUUUCUCUGAUUUUCUGACUGAUUUCCUGAAGGGUGCAGUGCAUUAUGGCUCUUGGUUUGAUCAUGUCAAGGGCUGGACCAGUAACAAAAAAGAUAUUCAGAACUUUCUUUACAUCACGUAUGAGGAAAUGUGUCAGGAUAUUCAAGGGUCUAUUCAGAAGGUGAGCCAUUUCCUGCAGUGUCCUUUAACUGAGGAUGAGCUGAUCCUUAGUCAGAAGCACUGUAGCUUCAAUAGCAUGAAGGAAAAUGCCAUGGUGAACUACACUCUCAUCCCUCAGGAGAUCAUGGACCACAGCAAGGGCAAGUUCAUGAGGAAUGGUAAAGUCGGAGACUGGAAGAAUGUAUUCACUGAGGAGCAGAGUCGUCUUGCUGAUGACGUGUACUCUUCACAGAUGGAAGAUUCCUCACUGCUUUUUAAAUGGGAAUAACCCCAUUAACAUUAACACUCCAAAAUCCCACACAGUCUAGAUGCCCACCGGGACAACACUACAGAAACCAGAUGAGUCCUCUGCCCAAAUGUCACAUUGCCGCAGCCUGUAAUUGAACUGCUGGUUUUGUCUGGCCAGAGAACUGGGCCCCUGACUGAUCAUGGUUUUUCCCAAAGUUUUUUCUCCAUUCUGUAGUUCUGGUUCCUUGCUGCUGUCACCUCUGGCUUACUUUUGGUCACUUAGGCCCAAUCCCAAUUCUACCCCUUAGCCCUUCCCCUUUCCUGUCUUGAUUCUCUUUUGGUUGGAUGGGUAGGAGUAAGGGGAAGGGCCAGAUAGCCCUUUAAACAAAGAUUUUUUGGGACCACACUUCAAACGAAGGGGUAUGAAUUAUCUUGGCAACAUGGCUGCUACAGCAAACAAAAAGACACCUAAAUGUAAGCUUUUUUGGCAUAAAUAAAGAUUUUAAAGAAAAUUAAUACUUUGUUUUAUGUUAAAUUCAAUUGUGAGUUCAUAUUAACGGUCAUGUUAUUCAAAGAAAUGUUAGGAAAAAAAUCGCUAAUAUUUGCUAACGUCGUUCAUUACAAACUGCAUGAUAGUGCCACAGCAUACGUCUGAUCAGGGCGAUAACUGCCAUUAUGAUGGGGGCUAAUCCCCCCAAUAUUUAGAAAUUGCAAAAAAAAAUAUAUAUAUAUAUAUUGCCUAUUCGAGAGAGAAAGAGAGCGAGAGAAAGAAAGAGAAAUGGAAGUUGCAUGUAUUCGUGCCUGUGCGUUUAUCUAGAUAAAUAAAGAUACCGAAAGAUUAACGAAAAGUAAUCAUUUGUUUUAUGUUACAUUCAAUUGUGAGUUCAUAUUAAUGGUCAUGUUACUCAAAGAAAUCUUAAAAAAAAAAGUGAGUUUACUUAAAAACAGCGAUUGUAUCCUCUCGUCACUGGAAAAUAUAAUGUAGUGAUUCAGUAUUUAAACUGUAUUUAAUAAAAGUCGAGGGGCAGCGUUGACAAGUUUAUUUGCUCCUGGAUGUGUGGGCUGCACGACUUCCGAUAUGUGUGUGUGUCAGUAAGCAGCUCAUUAAUACAAAACGAUCAUUAAAGGCUCUAAUGCACACCAGUAUAUAUGUGCAUUAUAAGAGCUAGAGGAGGAAUGAUGACGUGUGACGGCAUACUAGUGGUGUCCCAAACCUUAGGGGAAUAUUUUCUCCCCUAGGAAAAGGGGAAGGGGUAUAAAAUAGAAUUGGGAUUGGGCCUUAAUAUAUUAUUGCUCUAUUGCUAUAUAACUGAACUGAGCUGGAUGAUGACAUCACUUAAUUAUAGAAAAACUGCCUAAAAUUUAGUGUUUUUGCUAUUGUCAUUUUGCAUCAUUUAUAAACAGGGGUUCACAUAAUUUUUUCAGCCUGGUUCUCAUAUGAGAACCUGGAGAUUUGGUUUGGUCCUCACACUGCAUAUAGUGUGACCCAUUAAAUGCCACAAUAAAAAUUAAUAAAUAAUAGUUAUAAUAUUAUUAAACUUUAUUUAUUUAGUUUUUUUUUAUUAAAUAACAGUAAAUAAACUAAAUAAUAGUGUGUGAUAAUAUUAUUAAAAAUAAUUAGUAUUAAAUAAAAAUGCAUUUAUUUUAUAGUAAAUAAACGUAAAAAUAAAAUGCUAAUAUUUACUACUACUUUGUUUGUUUGCCUCUUUAAGAAGAAUCGCUUUAUGUAUUCCCCAAUUUUAAGUCGCUUUGGAAAAAAAAAGAGUCUAAAAAUAAAUAAACAAAAGCGUUUUCAUCAUAUUCAAACUUAAAAUCAGCAGGCUUUUAUUUUGGCGGGUUGACGGCAAGUAAGUAAACUCGCUUCCAGAUUUAGCGCUGCUGAUUAAAGAGCGUCAGUGGAUGAAUGUAUAGACAGUAAAAUACUGUAAUAACAAAUAGCCUAGAUUUAUGUUUUCAGGUUGAAAAUAAAUCUUAUAUAGUAGUACAGUUUGUGAUCUAAAAUGGUAAUGGUGCAUUAACAGCUGUCAACCAUCACGCAACCAGUACGCAAAUGCGCUGUCAAAUCAUAUUUAUAUUUCGAAUUUGUUAUUUUGGUUGCGCAUGCAGACCUGCGGGCUACUUAUGUGCACCUCUGUUUAUAAACUAUUUUCCUAUUUAAUACUGUAAAGUUGCUUUGACAUAAUCUGUACUGAGUUAUAUUAAAUUAAAAACUGAUAAAAUUAAAAACAUCAGUCCACAAUUUUCCACAUCACAAUACAUCAAGCACAUCUCACCAGCAAACAUAAAAUAAUUCACAUCCUUCUCUUCACUCUCUGAGGCAGAAGUCUCCAAACUCAUCCUUUCUAAUCAUCCUACUACAGUACUUGUCCUCUUAAUCCUAUUCCAUCUCAUCUACUUCAAGCCAUUUCUCCUGCAGUUGUACCUGCGCUCACUCACAUCAUUAACACAUCCCUCCACACUGGUGUUUUUUCCCUCAUCAUUUAUACAGGCUUGUAUAACUCCACUACUUAAGAAACCCAACCUCAAUCUAACUCUUUUAGAGAACUAUAGACCUGUUUCCAUUCUUCCUUUCAUUGCAAGAACACUUAAACGAGCUAUGUUCAACGAAGUCUCUGCAUUUCUCACACAGAACAACCUCACUGACAUUCAACUGAGACUGCCUUGCUCUCAGUUGUUGAAGCCCUAAGACUGGCAAGAGAGGAAUCCAAAUCUUCAGUACUUAUCCUGCUUGAUCUGUCCGCUACUUUUGACACGGUUAACCACCAGAUCCUCCUAUCAACCCUAAUGGCAAAGGGCAUCUCAGGAACCACACUUCAGUGGUUUGAGUCUUACCUAUCAGAUAGGUCCUUAUAUCCACAUAUUUGUUUACUUGAGACUUUGAAGAAGCACCUCUGAUGAAACACAGUGACUGAACCUAAAACCUUCAGCUGACAGAUGAUUAUAUCCACACAUUUGUAAAUUACUGAAGUCACAGUGUAUUAUUUGUAUUAAGUUAAUUUAGAAAAAAGUUUGGAGCAUUUUUUGCUCAUUAAUUAUAAGUUUUAGUUUUUUAUAGUAAUGACUAAGCGGCCGGCAGCAGACAGCGAACCUAUGUUUGAUCAGUUUAGCCUUCUCAAAUCAUCAUGACUUUCCUCAAAUAAAAUCUGUAGAUAUAAAACAGUUCAAGCAUAUAAUGUUUAACUUUAAACCUAGAUAAAUGUGCACUAUAGUUAGAGCAGAGAGUAGAAGCUGAAACGCACUUCACGGAGGACACGGAGGCGCCAAUGCGAUCACUUGCAUUUUUUUCAGUGGAUACACCGUUAUUUUUGCUCAUAAAGGUAAGACAAAAACGUAAAGGGUCUACUUGUAUUUGUGUGCAUUCAUAAUAUCAAUAAAACAUGCUUUUAUAAAAUAAAGAAAACAAGCAUGAUGCACUUUCUGCACUGUAAAAAGUAAUCAGUAAAAUAUACAGUAAAAAAACGUCAGCUGUGGUUGCCAGAAUUAUUAUUAAUCUGUGCACAGCCUCUCUCUGCUCUGCUAUAUGGGAGCGCGCGCUCUUCUGGCAAACCUCAGGACCCAUAUAAGGAAAUUCCGCUCCAUCUAACGUCACACAGAGCCAUACUCGAAAAAAACUUUCCGAAACCUGUGACAAACCGGAAGGAGUAUUUUUGGAACAGAAAUACUCCUUCAAACGUACAACUUAAUUUUUGAAACUUUGUCCAUGUUUAGCAUGGGAAUCCAACUCUUUAACAGUGUAAAAAACUCAGUAUGCAUGAAAUAGCAUUUCACCCCCCCUUUAAUGUUUUUCUCCCCUGACACAUUUAUGAUGAUUACUUUUGCCAAUGCUUUGUGGCAAGCUUAAGGCUAGCGCAUGCAUGCUGUGCUGACUGCACGCACCAUACAUGCUGCUGCUGGAAGGAAAUUAAACACAGUCGAGCCACUCUAGCACAGUCUUAUGUGGUUUCCACCAGUGCAACAGUGAUUAGUUAAAUCUCUAACUGAUGGAUGUCUAAAAUAUAAAAAAAUAAUGAGAAGUCUUAAACAAGCCCGUGGCCUGGCCCACUUCUGAACUAUGACAUGAAAACUGGCCUGAAGGCUGGCCCAAGGGGUAGUUAAAAGAUUGAGGCCCAUCAUGUCCGGCCUGGAAUGCAAGACUCUAGCAAGUUAACAGAUGCACUCACAGAAUAGUACUCAUUCUAGGUGUAACCGUAUGCUUCUAUAUGCGUUGUGUUGUUAAGUCAGUGGAAAAAACGACAGGAGAGCGCCAGAUUGGGUCUGCAUAAGAGAAUAUAUUUUGUUUUACAGGCCGUCACGCCAGCUUCAGCUCAAUUACACAAGUGACACUGCCAAAAAAACAUAACAUUCCCAAAUAUUGUGAAUAAAAUAAAUAAAAACAACUUAAACAUCGUGUGUGUGACUUGUUUUCAACCAUUGCUAACAACUAAUCGGUAGCAUGGAAUACAGCAUACCUCAGUUCGGGAGAAAGGCAGAAGAGACCGCUCAAAGAUCAAUACAUCGGAUAUAGCGGCCUGGGCCGAACGAACCAAGCGGCAACCUCCCGCUCUCUCUCGUGAGGCCAAUAAGGAAGUGACUAAAACUGCAAUUCAUCGACUGGCCGCUUGAGGCUGGCUGCAGAAGAGAGUCAGUCCCAUAGACUCCCCAUGUUAAAAUGCCCAACUUUACAGCAGGAAAAAACAUGUUUACAGCCUGGUUCAAAAAAUUAUCUAAUCCGAUCUAAUGUGGAUUUUGCUCACCAUAUAAGACAGAAAUAUUUAUAUUCAAUGUAAAAGAUCUUCAUGUGGAUCAUGCAUACAAAUAUAUACAAAUAUCUCACUGGAUUAUUACAAUUAAUGGCAAAAUGAAUGUGUGGAAAUGUAAACUAAUAUAUCCUACUGACACACAACAUCAAAAGAUAUAAAUAAUUGGCUUAAAACUGUUUUUUUUCAAUGUGAAAAUAGUAACAUGCCUAAUACUUCUGCACAGUACUGUAUAUGUUAACAUUUUAUUAGUGUUAUUAUAAAAGAAUGAGUAUGCGGUUGUGACAACAAUCUAUAGAGUUUUUAAUGAGAGUUUUAAAGAAAGGUUGUCUGUAUUCAGUGUUUAUAUAAUAUUGAAUAACUUUUAUAUACAUGUAUAAAUAAACCUAUGUAUGUUUUUGAUUCAACAGCUUGGAAAUCCUCAGGGAAGUUAUUUUGUCGGUGGGUGACUCUGCAUAUUUGACACUUUCUCUGGUUUGCAGAUGGUUUAGGGAUGUGCUCCGAAGUUUUUCGGAAAGCGGCACAGUUUGCCUGGCUAGACAUUGUGGCCAACUGGAAGAAUUGUCUUCCUGUCUCCUGACCGGAACGAGUUCAGACGGAUGUACAGCAUCAGGGAAUGCUUGCAGUGCAGAGCCCUUUUCAAGUUUAACCCACCAGGGUACAGGGAAGAGACCGGCGUGGUGAUCUUCUGGGCUUUUGUUUACACAGGAUUUUGUUCCAAGGACUGUUUUUUUUUUUUUUUUUUUUUUUUUGCGGCAUGAAACACAUUUGUGUGUUAAGUUCAUUGAAGGGAAAUAGAGAAUGGACUGAGAUCAACUGGUUUUGAUGUAUUAAUUGAUGUCAUUUAAAGUUAAACUUUGCAGUGUAUAAUGUUUUAAUAAAAAAGCUAUGGAAAACA